Molecule: messenger RNA, 2005 nt
Organism: Oncorhynchus gorbuscha (pink salmon)
Lineage: Eukaryota; Metazoa; Chordata; Actinopteri; Salmoniformes; Salmonidae
Gene: rxraa
Product: retinoid X receptor, alpha a
Exons: 11
Coding region: 218-1825 (535 amino acids)
Biological process (GO): negative regulation of transcription by RNA polymerase II; response to retinoic acid; cell differentiation
Cellular component (GO): nucleus; RNA polymerase II transcription regulator complex
Molecular function (GO): zinc ion binding; retinoic acid-responsive element binding; nuclear receptor activity
Source: RefSeq, a predicted model, not a curated record
UGGAGUUCUAAACCAAGCCCGAGAGAGGGAGCGCAAGGAGUGAGCUAACAGAACUAGAAACUAGAGGUGCAUUUUUACUCCAUCGAACAUCGCUUUUGAAAGACUGUCACUUUUACUGCCCUGGAGCCAACUUUAGCCUUUUUAGUAUAACACCCUCGAUCCCCGUCUGAAAACUCACACACGGUCGUGUCAGCUGGCAUGAGCUAACCCACCAGACAUGGAAACCAAACCUUUCAUGUCAUUGGGGUUCCUGAAGCCCCAGUGCUCGCUGGCUCCGCCCCCCCAGCGAGGACGCUCGGGGGAGGCCUGCUCCUGUUUCACCGGCAUGUGUCACCUCCACCACCCCCGGAUAUCUACAGGUAACACUCAACGCCAUCUCCACAUCCCCUCGCCAUCUUCCCCGUCAUGGCAGACGCCGCACCUGGGAAGACACCUAUAUCAAAUAAAUUCAUCAGGUCAGGUGACCUCAUCUCCACUGAGCUCUCCCACGUCCCACCGGGGCAUGCACCCAUCCCUGCUCAACCCGUCCUCCAUGGGGCCCUCAGGCUCCUUGCACUCUCCCAUCAGCACCCUGAGUUCUCCCAUGAACGGCCUGGGCUCGCCCUUUUCUGUCAUCAACUCCCCCAUGGGCCCACACUCCAUGUCCUCGCCCGGCAUGGGCUACGGCCCCAGUGUCAGCCCCCAGAUGUUCCAGCUGAACUCCCAGAUGAACUCCGUCAGCAGCUCGGAGGACAUCAAACCCCCGCUGGGUCUCAACGGGGUGAUGAAGGUGCCCGCCCAGCCCUCGCCGGGGUGCAUGCCUCUCUCCCUCACCAAACACAUCUGUGCCAUCUGCGGAGACCGCUCCUCAGGUAAACAUUAUGGAGUGUACAGCUGUGAGGGCUGUAAAGGCUUCUUCAAGAGGACAGUGCGGAAGGACCUGACCUAUACCUGCCGCGACAACAAGGACUGUCUGAUCGACAAGCGCCAGCGCAACCGCUGCCAGUAUUGUCGCUACCAGAAGUGUCUGGCCUGUGGAAUGAAGAGAGAAGUUUUGUUACACACAGCCGUCCAGGAGGAGCGCCAGCGGGCCAAAGAGCGCAGCGAGAACGAGGUGGAGUCCACCAGUGGCGUCAACGAGGACAUGCCCGUGGAGAAGGUCCUGGAGGCCGAGCUCGCUGUGGAACCCAAGACCGAGACCUACACCGAGACCAACCUGGGCAUGCCAUCCAACUCGCCCAACGACCCGGUGACUAACAUCUGCCAAGCAGCCGACAAGCAGCUCUUUACACUGGUGGAGUGGGCCAAGAGGAUCCCCCACUUCUCUGAGCUGCCCCUGGACGACCAGGUCAUCCUCCUACGAGCAGGGUGGAAUGAGCUCCUCAUCGCAUCCUUCUCACACCGUUCGAUAGCGGUGAAAGAUGGGAUCCUCCUGGCAACAGGGCUACACGUCCAUCGUAACAGCGCCCACAGUGCUGGAGUGGGAGCCAUCUUUGACAGAGUGCUCACAGAACUGGUGUCCAAGAUGAGAGACAUGCAGAUGGAUAAGACAGAGCUGGGGUGCCUUCGAGCCAUUGUCCUCUUCAACCCAGAUUCUAAAGGCUUGUCAAACCCAGGCGAGGUGGAGGCUUUGAGAGAGAAGGUCUACGCCUCUCUGGAGGCCUACUGCAAACAGAAAUACCCAGAUCAGCCUGGCAGGUUUGCCAAGCUGUUGCUGCGGUUACCAGCCCUGCGUUCCAUUGGUCUGAAGUGUCUGGAGCACCUGUUCUUUUUCAAGCUCAUCGGGGACACGCCCAUCGACACCUUCCUCAUGGAGAUGCUAGAGGCGCCCCACCAAAUGACAUAACUGCAGGCGGGGCGUCGCCCAUGUUCCCCUCGCCCCCUCCGCCUCUAACCCCUCUGGAUACGGAGGGUGGUCCUGCAAACCACUCCCCCUCGAGAGAUUAUGUGACAUCAUUGGAUCUAGAGAAGUCCCCCUCUUUGAUGUUUCAAAAAACAAGUUCAAUGUCCAUGGGUCUGGUUUAUA